AUGAAAAAGAGCAGCACUGCUUUCGUGGGUUUAGAUGGAAUCGUGAAACAGCAGCGCAGUAUUAGCAUUCCCGAGGAGCAGACAGCAGCUUCACCUCCGGAUUUGCAGCUCCAUCUCCCCGAACUCGGCGGCCCGCAGAGGAACAAUGCCGCUUUCCUCCAUAAUUCGCGCAAGUGUGUCACGGACGAGGAGCCGAUCGAAGGGAGUAGUAACAGCUCCUCCAGUACGAGUACUAGAAGGACCAAGACCUACCUGCAGACCCCUUUGUUGCAGAAGAAGCAGCACCUGAGCGCGCCCGGCGACCUCUGGCGGUUGGGCAAUUUGAACAACGCGGAGCGGCUGUUCCGGGUGGAGUCCAAACUUCUUUUUCGGUCCCCCACCUCGAGAAAACGGGCGAGCUACAGCUCCAGCUGCGGAGUUCAGCAGCCGCACAGCUACCCGCGGUCCGCUAUCCUAUGUGAAAACAUCCCCACCCCAGAGUUGUCAUGCAGAUUUGCAAUGACAAGAAGAAGAACAUUUGUGAUGCGCAUCCCGAUGAUAGGCAUUUUCCUUUGUGUUUUGGAAUUUGUAAUGCUGUAAACGGGAUGCCUAUCUCGAUUUGUAAUGCGGAUGUCUUUGCUAACCUUACCUGAACUACACUACGGGCUGCAGCUUGUCAUGCGUGGCGUCCAAAACUCCUGAAUGUGUGUUGCAGAGAUCCCAACUUAGCUAUGGGGUGGAGACAUUUUUGCACAGGAUAUCCGCAAACCAGAUGAGCCGGUCCGACACGGGCUUCAUGACGGCGCUGGUCGGCACCGCGGCGCUGUCCAGCUGCAUCUACGGCUUGGUGCUGGCCGCAACCAACGCCUCAGUGAACUUUAUCCACCUGGAUUUCGAAACCUGCGGCACGGCCCCGGACCCCGCGCCACCGCCAAACAGCACCUAUUUGGGGGAGAGUCAGGCGCUGAUGUCAUCUUCAGCGGCUGUUGCUAGUAGACUCGGUCUGGCGGGAACAGGAAGGUCUUUGCUCGAUAUUGACCUGGCGGAACCGGAAAAAGAAGGGUUUUCAGCAGAUAAUUUAUUUUCCGGCCAAGUAGAUCCGGCAGCGAAGAUAAAAACUAGUGCACUUCUUCUUUUCGCAACAGCACGACCAUCAGAAGCGGAAAAAUCACCAGCAGAAGAAAGUUCUUUCUGGUCUUCUUUUCACCCGAUCUCUCUCUUCGAGGCAGCAGUGAAUCAAGUCUCCUCGCAGUUUGACGAGAGAUCUUUUCCGGAGUCCGACCCGGAACAGGCGGAGGCGGACCGAGCGGCAAAAAUAGAGCAAAUCAAGAAGGCCGGAAUAACAGUUGUGGCACCUGGCCAGGGGUCGGGCAAAUCAGAAGAAACAUCUUUAGCAGAAACUAGCGAAAAAGAAAAAUCAUCUUCUACCGCAGCAAAAGACGACGAUGAUCUACCGCUGGUUGAAACCCGGGCGGAGGAAGACGCGCCACCGAGCGUCCCCGGGUCCUCGCAAAACAUUGCCUCGAAGCACCGCGCGUCCGCGCAGACACUGCAUGCGUUGCUGGACAAAAGCGAAAAUCUGCACUUCAACUGCCCCCGGCAGACCUUCAUACAGCAGGUCUCCGUCGCCGCGGUCUUACUAGGUGCGGGAGCCGGCUCGUUAUUGGGGGGUCCCUACGCGGACCGGGUGGGGAUAUUGAAAGGAAAGACUCCCCCUCCCGAUAUCAAAAAGGCACGCUUCCGAAAAUUUGUGUUGCUGAUUUGAGGUAACAAAUGACAUCUGUCUUGCGAGGAGACAAGGGCAGAAGUUUCGCCCCCAUUAUGGAAGCGAUUUGUCAUGCUGGUGGGCCUAAAGGCGAGCCAUUUGCCAUGCUGAACAACUAGACCGAUACGCCCCCACCUACCCUGGGGAUCUGGCCGCAAUGCCUUUCGGCAAUACAAAGCUGAUUUGUGCGCACAAAUCCAGCAACAGAAGUUUCCGCUUCGAUAUGGGGAGGGGGGAUUUUUCCUUUCGAUAGGGGAGGAGAGGAUCCAUGCUCAGACUCAAUUGCCUGGCGGUGGUUGUCUUCCUCGCGUGCGCGUUCUCGCAAGGUAAAGUAAGAUGAGGCAGCUUCGAUAAAAAGUUGGGUGCUAUGAAUCAUUCGGUUCUUGUAAUGUAUUGCAUUCCCUUGCUUCUGUUCUGGUUGAUGAAAUUAAAAUUUCCAUACGCAUGUGCUCUGUUUAGCCUAGUGAAAAAUUUCCGCGAAAUGAAUAAGGUUGGUAUACUUUCAUCGGAGCUCGAUUUUUCGCGGGUUUGACGAUUGGUGCAGUCAGCGUCGCAGUUCCGAUGUACAUUGCAGAAGUGUGUCCAGACGAACUUCGAGGAAAAUUCGGAGUCGCGCACCAGCUGCUGAUUACAAUAGGUAUGGUCGUAUCAAUCGUGGUUUCUUAUUGGCACUGGAUGUGCAUGGAUUUGCAAAAAAUUUUACAUCACUUCUUACAAUUGAUUCUUUCAGACCACCAUACUUCGUGAAGAUCUCUCUGUUAUUUCGAAACACAAGGUAUUAUGGUCUCCGACGCGCUGGGUCUGGUGCAGUCCCAGGACAUAGAUUUCGCCAUGCCGCUGAUUUCCCGCUCGCAAAUCACCCACGUGGACAAGUACUGGUGGCGUGUGAUGCUGGGCUUUGCCUGUUUACCCUCUUUAAUGAGCAUCAUUCUCUGGGGCUUCCUGUUGCGAAAGUACGAGUCUCCGGUGUGGCUCGUUAGGUCGGGAAAGCGGGAAGAAGCGACCACCGUGAUGAAGUCUCUGAUGCCAAAGGCGAGUAAAAGUUCCGUCGACCAGGCCGUGGACACGAUACAGGUCUUGCAGUCGAGCUCCGGGGAAACCAAGUCGUUCUGGUGGGCGUUGCAGGUACUAUGCCGAUGACAUUAGAUAUGCAUCUAUAUUUGAUGUUUUUCGUUUUGAAGACUGCAGAAAGCAACCGCGAUUCGAAGUAGACGAAUCUCGAACGGAAAGUAAAAACGGUUUUUUUUUUUUGCAGCACACUAACAAACUCAAAUCCAUCUCACACCCAGUCUCGCUACUACCGCGUCGGGGCUAUAAUAGGGUGCAUUUUGUCCGCGUGCCAGCAGACGUCCGGAAUCAAUGUAAUGAUCACGCAGUCAACCACCGUCUUUCUUCAAGUCGCAAACUACCGCUACGCAACUUUGCUCACCACUCUAACCGGUAAAAAAAUGAAUGUGCCAGCAACUUGUAUCUUUGACAAGAACUGCUCUAUUUCUUUGUUAUCGUGUCUAUGUCCUGCUACUGUAGCUGUAGGCAGCUGCAGACGCAGAGGCGGCUUCUCGUAGUUGCACUCGACUCUUAUUGGUCUUACGUCCUUUGCACGCGUGAAAAUCCAACAUUUCCAGGCGUCCUGAACGUCGUUGUUACCCUUGCGACCAUACCGAUGAUAGAAAGGCUCGGGCGGAGAAACCUCCUGCUAAUAUCCGGUGUCGGUACUACUCUCAGCAUGGGAACCUGUCUGCUCUCCGUCGUUUUCAAGUAUUAAUUGCAUUUUUGAUUUAUGCUUGGUUAACAAGAAUACGCCCGGAAUUUAGUACUUCGAAGCUGAUGUUUUUCCCCGUUUUGCAUGGGUCGUUCCGAACAGAAUAAAAGGCAAACGGUGAAACUGCGUACUAGAUUUUUUGCACAGAAAAUCAUGAACCUCUGAUAUGACCAUCACAGAUUUUCCGUCGGCAUCGUUGUUCCGGUGAUGAUCAUGUGCUUUAUCAUGUCCUUCGCGGUGGGUUGGGGUCCGGUCGUGUGGAUUUACCUGUCCGACAUUUAUCCGGCGGAGAUCAAGGGCAGCUGCUUCGCCCACGCGAUCAUGGUCAACUGGUUUGCGUGCGCGGUAGUGGUGUUCGGCAUCGGCAACUUUCUGUCCAACAACGUCGUCACCUACUCGACCUUCACCAUUCUCAACAUCCUCGGGUUACUGUUCAUCACACGGUACGUUGUGGAGACGAAGGGGAGCAGCGUGGAGGAUUCGCCAAUCUACCAGGGCCGGGAAAGAGAUCCGCCGGAAGUGCAGCAGCGCCCGCCGGUGUUGAAUCAGGCUUGAGCAUUUUUAGUUGGGAGCCUGGUUCUUGCAAGACGGGACCGCGUGAGUAAGGUAGAAUUGCAAGAAAGUGAAAUUUUAGAAACAAUCAAAACCGAAUCUCGAAAUCUCAAUAUGGAAACAAUCAAAACUAAGACUGAUUAUGAAGACAACUUUGAAAUAAAUCUAAAUCUCCUGAGAGCUUUAGGAGUAAGUAAACAAACUAAGAACAGGUCACUUUUAAUGUGAGUUUUUGAGACGAAUUACUUCCCACUCGUUGCUGCGAAGAUGCUCUUCAUACUAGAAACAUAUUUCGAUUUGUCGUGCCACACCCCUUGUUCAGCAGGACAACAAGGCUAUCUUUGCAAAGCACCACGCGGAGCUAUCCACGACCUGUACACGACAAUUACAUCCGCACGAAGAUCUUCCCACGUAAAUUUUUUUUGCCUGCCUACGACCAUUACUUUUCUUUUUCCUGCAAGUGCUCCCAUGCUAGAUUAGCUCUUGCACCUGCUGCGCUCCUCCUUUUCCGGUAAGUAUUUUGUUUUCCUGCACCGAUGAUUUUUUUCUGUUGCUGUCGUGCUAGCUUACUGAACAGGCGGAAGGGGUAGUACUCUUUCACGAGUUUUUCUUCUUUUUUGCUGCUGUUGCGAUCGGGCUUGAAACUCGGAGGUUUUUCAAUUCGUGAUUACUAUGAACACAGUUACUCUACGUACCUCGUGAAUUUGCAUUUUUCUCGCUGAGCGAUGUGUAGAGCCUGAAACUCUGUGAAUCUUGCUAGUGGCAAGGCUUAUGCAUUGUUUCUCGAUCGGCCUGGGCUUAGGACAUUCAGCUGCUCGCGUACUUUCGCACCUGAAGCCGUUCUGUUUGGUCCUGAACUACUUAUCACGUGGUCGUAGAACUACGAUUAUUUUCCGUUUGUAGAUCAGGAUCCCUUUUCGAGUGCGCUAGUCGAAUUUCUGGGAACAGCCGCCGUUCGUCGUGAAGGUUUUUCUAGUUCGAACCCAGUGGUGAUGUGUGCCGCUCAGUAUGAUCGUCGUCGCGGGUAUCAACAAAUUUCCAUGUGCAGGCAAAUGUGUCAACCAUGAAACGUGAACAACAAGAUUUUUUCUGAAGCUCACUGUGGCUGUUUUGAAACCAUGGGCGCAAAGAUUUGUACGACCAUAAUGUUACUCACACACGUAAUCAAUUAUGUUGUUGCAGAAAUACAAAGCUCAAGCUGUUCGUCGAAAGAGAGUGUAGACGUCGUCGUCUCGUUGUGCGUGG
This is a messenger RNA of Amoebophrya sp. A120, 5303 nucleotides long. NCBI's taxonomy places the organism in Eukaryota, Dinophyceae, Syndiniales, Amoebophryaceae. The record is from the annotation of a GenBank genome assembly.